Molecule: messenger RNA, 546 nt
Organism: Cylicocyclus nassatus
Lineage: Eukaryota; Metazoa; Nematoda; Chromadorea; Rhabditida; Strongylidae
Source: the annotation of a GenBank genome assembly
AUGGGUUCACCCGACUUGCACGUAGGUGACCGGGUCAUGUUGAAGGAGAGCGCGGUGGAAGAAAAAUGGAGAGCUUAUGCCAGGUAUGAGCACGACGGUAGAAAGGGAUGUGACGAUUUCAUUUGCGGUGACUGUGGAACAGCAUUGAGUAGAGCGGAUUCGCACAACAACAUAAAUUAUGAAGAGUGGAAGCACCUGAAGCAUGAAAUGCGGUUCAUGAAGGGAACUGUGAUGAAGGUGGACUCAAGGAUGUGCUGUUUCGUAAAAUGGGACAAUGAGUAUAGUUGGUAUCAGUACUAUGAAAGAGAAUGGGCCAGAUGCAUGGCCUGCGGCGAUAAUGUGUUUGGAUAUGUGGGUCCGACCACUACCGAAAAUAAAGAGAUCCCUCAUGAGAUUCCCAUCAAAUACGACGACUGGGUCCCGCUUCAACAUCACAUGUCGUUCAUGACAGGGAACGUAACGAAGGUGAGCAAUUCCUGUUGUGGCGUGAAGUGGGACGCUUGGGAAACGCAUCUGCCGAAAUCCGCACUGAGGAAGACGAACUAA